This is a messenger RNA of Xyrauchen texanus (razorback sucker), 6303 nucleotides long. RefSeq names its product FH1/FH2 domain-containing protein 1-like. Lineage: Eukaryota; Metazoa; Chordata; Actinopteri; Cypriniformes; Catostomidae. Gene Ontology annotation, molecular function: actin filament binding. The transcript has 27 exons. The record is from RefSeq and is a predicted model, not a curated record. Gene Ontology annotation, cellular component: cytoplasm; cytoskeleton. Gene Ontology annotation, biological process: cortical actin cytoskeleton organization; actin filament network formation. The coding region runs from base 102 to 4271 and encodes 1389 amino acids.
GUUGACAGUGGCGGCCAGUCGUUUUAUACCGAUAGAUGACUUGUAACAAUCAGCGGCAGAAAGCGAGUUUAACUUUUAAACGUUGUGACCACGGAUAAACCAUGUCUACAAUAACGUGUCGGGUUCAGUACCUGGAGGACUCAGACCCGUUUGUGUGCUCAAAUUUCCCCGAGCCUCGCAGACCUCCUCAGUUUGACUUCAACGAGCAUCUGCCGCUGAACGAACAGAUCACCGGUGUUCACAAGAUGCUCGAAGCACCUUUAAAGUUAGAGGAGUGUGCACUGCAGCUGGCUUCCAAUGGAAACUACCUGGAUCUGGAAUCAUCACUGGCUGAACAGAGAGAUGAUCUGGAGCAACUCUAUGAUGACGUAGACAAAGGCAAAAAGCCCAUCCUGAUUCUUCGUACCCAGCUCUCCGUAAGGGUCCAUUCCAUCCUAGAGAAGUUGUAUAACUCGCAUGGCCCUGAGCUUCGCCGGUCCUUGUUUUCUUUAAAGCAGCUCUUUCAGGAUGAUAAAGACCUGGUUCCAGAGUUUGUAAACUCCGAAGGUCUGACCUGUUUUAUCAAAGUUGGUGCCGAGGCAGAUCAUAACUAUCAGAACUACAUCCUCAGAGCUCUCAGUCAGAUCAUGCUGUUUGUGGAUGGAAUGAACGGUGUUAUAAACCACAACGAGACUGUACAGUGGCUGUACACAUUGAGUGGCUGCCUGUCUCGGCUUGUUGUGAAGACUUCUUUGAAGUUGCUGAUCGUGUUUGUGGAAUACACUGAAUACAACAGUCCACUGCUUAUUCAAGCUGUCAACAUUGUGGAUGGAAAGAGAGGUGUGAAGCCCUGGACAUGCCUGUUAGAUAUUCUGUCAGGAAAGAAUGGAUCAGACACAGAGCUGCUCAUCUACACCAUAACCCUCAUUAACAAAACUCUGGCUGCGCUUCCCGAUCAGGACUCAUUCUAUGAUGUGACUGACUGUUUGGAAAAGCUAGGAAUGGAAGGCAUUGUCCAGAAACACAUUACUAACAGUGGCAUUGAGGGUGACCUUAAACAGCAGUUCACCAUUUAUGAGAAUGCCCUCAAGAAUGAGGACGGAGAGCUGGAUGAGUUGGCUCCAAACAUUCGUAAAGACCGAAGGAAACUGACACCCAGCGAGCAGGAGGGCAGGAGGAGCCGCAGAUCGUCUUCUCAAAGUCUUUCAGAUGGAAGCCUGUGUUCUUUUCAGCCCAAUUCCCCAACCAUAUCCAUCUCGUCUCAGAGUCCUACCACAGAUGUGACCUGUACUGCCUCCCCUCAGCUAUCAGAUUCCUCUUAUUCUCCUGCUCCCAGCAGUCCAGAGCUGACCAGCCCUUCCUCUGGCUCCUCUACUCCACCUCUACAUCUGGUGCAUAAUGGAACUGAGUCUACUGCCUCAGAGCAAGAACAGAACCUGGGGCACUCUUUUAUGAGGCAUUACAUGUCUCACAUGGGGAUUUCUAGACGGAGGUUAAAAAAGGCCAGGUCUAUAACAGAGGAAACCUCAGUCAUCACCAACAGAGGGUCUCUCACAGAAACAGACUCCCCUCAGCAAAAACCUUCCCAGAUGGCAACAGAGCAGCCCAGCCGACCAGAGGAAAAGAGAGUCUUCAAACAGCACCAGGCAGACAGUGUUUGUUCAGAGAGUGUGAAUAAGGACUUGCCAGUUCUGAGGAAUUAUGCAGACACGUUCUUGCGCAGUCUCGCUGCGUCCCAGUGGGAGAAGAAAAGGAAGUCAUAUGGUGCAAAUGAGAAAAUUUCUCUAAGUGCGAGUGUGGCACCUGCAGAGCCAGAGAAUUGUGCUCCAUCUACUGAAGCUGUACAGCCAGCCUCCAGCUCAACCACUGCAGGAACUAUUAGUGGUCACGACGCCCAGUCUCAAGGGGAAAACUUGACCAGACACACCCUGGAGGAGCCAGGGGAUGCAACGACAGCCCACAAUGAAGCAGAGGGCGGUGUGCAGCAUCAGGGCAGUGCAACAGAACAGCACAGCACUCUCUCUAAUGACAGGAAAUUCAUGUUGGACAUGCUCUACUCAAAAAACAAUACCACAUCUGGAGGUCUAAAGAGUCCAAGUCUGGAAAGUGCUCUGGAGGACCAUGGCAUCACUGAUGUGGCUGGUCGGCUCUCCAGACUGCAGUCCUGCUCUUCUCAGUCCACAGAAGACACAUCCUGGAGGGCUGAGUUGGAAAGCCUUGGUGGUAGUGCUCAGGCAGCUCGUGCCAGACUAGCCGAGGAACAGAAACUCAAAAAGGUCCGUCCACAGUACAGUAUUGAAGCAGACAUGCACUCACAGAGUUUGGAGAAGACAAUGAUGACACCAUUAUCCAGAGGUAGUCAGGAUUCCUGGGAGCAGCUGCAGCCCUGCUCCAGGCCUCUGCGUAUCAAAGAUCUUGAUUUCUCUGAUUUAAUGGAAGAGGAAGAUAUUGAUGUGCUGGAUAUUGACACUUUUGACACUUCCUUGCCUAAUGGAAUACCACCACCCCCUCCCUCAGUGCCAGGGCUGGGCUCUGGCCCUCCACCACCACCUCCCCCCCCUCCUCCUCCUCCUCCUCCUGUGCAAGUUGGACUGGCUUCACCCCCCCCUCCUCCUCCUCUUCCUUCUGGAGGACUGAUUGUGCCCCCUCCUCCAGGACUCCCUGCUACGCCCCCAUCUCAGGGGAUUAAUACAGAGUUUGUCAAGAAACGGAAAACGGUCAAGUUGUUUUGGAAAGAGCUCAAGCAUCCUGACAGCCCCAGGAAGUGCAAGUUUGGGCGGGGCACAAUGUGGGCAUCGCUUGAUAAGGCUGUAGUCGAUACGGCUAAGCUGGAGCACCUGUUUGAGUCCAAAGGAAAGGAACUUCCAGUAGCAAAGAAGUGUACUGAGGCAAAGAAAGCAGCAAUUGUAGUGCUUGAUCCUAAGAGAAGCAAUGCCAUCAACAUUGGCAUGACUGUAUUACCUGCUGUACAUGUCAUCAAGAUGGCCAUCCUAAACUUUGAUGAGUUUGCCAUCAGUAAAGAGGGCAUUGAGAAAAUCCUGACCAUGACUCCGACAGAUGAGGAGAAACAGAAAAUUCAGGAGGCACAGCUGGCAAAUCCUGAUGUACCACUGGGUACAGCAGAGCAGUUCCUGCUCACUCUCUCCUCCAUCAGCGGCCUUACUGCCAGAUUACAGCUCUGGGCCUUUAAACUGAAUUACGACACCCUGGAGAAGGAGAUUGCGGAGCCUCUUUUUGACCUGAAACUGGGCAUGGAACAGCUUGCCAAGAACAAAACCUUCAAGCGUAUCCUAGCAACACUACUAGCCAUUGGAAACUUUCUCAAUAGCACCAGCGCUAAGGGCUUUGAGCUCAGUUAUCUGGAGAAGGUAACUGAGGUGAAGGACACGGUACACAGACAGUCUCUGCUUCAUCAUACCUGCAACUUUGUGGCGGAGAACUACCCAGACACGACAGACCUCUACACUGAGAUCCCUGCCCUCACACGGUCUGCUAAAGUGGAUUUUGAGCAGUUGUCUGAAAAUCUUAUUCAGUUGGAGAGAAAAUGCAAAGCAUCCUGGGACAAUCUUAAAGUCAUGUCCAAACACGAGACUAAAGCUCUCCUGAAGAACAAGAUGACAGAAUUCCUGAAAGACUGUACUGAAAGGAUCAUUAUACUGAAAGUAGUUCACAGACGCAUUAUUAACAGGUUUCAUUCCUUCCUGCUGUACCUGGGUCAACCCUCAUACUCCGUGCGGGACACUAAAGUAACUCAGUUCUGUAAGAUCAUAAGUGAGUUUGCGUUGGAGUACCGCACUACCCGAGAGAGAGUCCUCACCCAGAAACGCAAACGUGCCGCCCACCGAGAGCGCACAAAAACCAGGGGCAUGCUGAUCACAGAGACAGAAAAGUUCUCUGGAGCAGUACCACUGGACAGCCCAUCUCCAGUUUCCUCAACAGUAGAACCAGAACCAGCCCAAGAGGAGCAUGAAAAUAUGAAAAACUUGCUCACUGCCAAUGACAACCCUAGCAUGCUGCGCAGAAGCCGUGCUGUUCGAAGUUUCGGCAGGGUUAGUAAACUGAUGUCUACAGCCAAAGAAGACGGUGCCAGCUCACAGGAUGAUGCCACAGAUGAAAUCAUGGAUCGUCUGGUUAAGUCUGUCACCCAGAAUCCUACAGAGAGGGCGUCUAGCCCAAAAACACGGAAGCGCUCACGGCUUAACAGAAAGUCAUUGCGGAGGACUCUGAAGAGUGGACUGAGUGUUGAUGUGGUGCAAGCCCUUGGCCUUGGCAGUUCUAACGGGAAAGUCUGAUAAACACUCGGAAGGCACAGCUGGGGCCUUAGAGACCCGUGGUAAUGGCAGGAAAACUGUGAUGGCAAAGGGAUAUUAGCUGAAAACAGUUUCUUGAAUGUUUGCAACUAAACUUUUUGUCUACCGAUCUGAACAAUUGAAUGGAUGAAUCAUACAGUUGUUUGUCUUUUGGUUUUAUCAGAAAUACAAAUAGCUGCAUUAAGACUGCAUUAUGAUAUGGAAACAUGAACUGUGUGCAUGAUAUCCAUUAGAUAUCAUGUUUUGAUUGGUGCAAACUUGUUAUUGCAUAGUAUUAAAAAAAACAGGUUUACUGAUGUAGCAUAAGUGCACAUAUGAAAUGUGAUGUAAGAUGUUUAUUUUUUUUGACCAGAUGCAAGUAUAUUAUUUUGUAUAGGGCUUUAUCUCAUAUAUUGGAGCACAAUUUAUCAGUCAAAGAUGUUUUAGGGGUUUGAAGGGAGUAAGCCCAUAAAGGGCAGAUUUUAAGUUAGAGAUGGACCUUUUAUUAUUUGCAUAGACCACUUUGCCAUUUCUGCUACAAUGGCUAAACUCAAGGUUAGGAUCUCUGAAGCUGGAAACUGGUCCUAGAUCAGUGCAAUAGGGUAACUCAAACAAAUGUUUUUUGGGGCACAUUUAUAAAAGCCAAACCCUGGAUUAAACUGCACUGUCAGUAGUGAUUGACUUUUGAGUGUUGCACAAGGUUUAAUGUGUGUCUGAAAAGCUGACCACCUACAGUAUGUGCUCCUGUGUAGCAUUCGAUCUUACAUCUAGACUGCCAAGGAGAUCUUGAUUACAGGGGACAUAAACUAGGAUGCAUGUUUGUUUUUCUUUUAUCACAGGGAUUUAAUGAUAGGUUUGUGGAUGUUACAUAGUGCACAACACAAUGCUGUAUUCUGCUGUAUCAUGUUUUUGACCUGACAUUUGUUAUUGCGGGUGAGAGAUAAUGCUCUCAACCAGGUUUUCAUUUUAAGUCACUUAAAGAAAUAUUCUGGGAUCAAUGCAAGUUAGGCUCAGUAGUAUUGGUGGCAUAAUGUUGAUUAUUAGAAGAAAAAAAAAUAAUUUUGACUUGUCCCUUCCUUUCUUAUUAAAAAAAAGAAGCAAAAAUCUGGGUUACAGUGAGGCACUUACAAUGGAAUUGAAUGGGGGCCAGUUUGGAUUUUAUUAAAAUACUCUUUCAAAAGUAUAACCACAAGACGUAAACAAUAUGCGUAUUAACGUGAUAUUAGUGUGGUAAAAUCGCUUUCUAAACUUUUCUGUGUAAAAUUUCCAAUUUUACAACUUAGUUUCCGACGAUUUAAAUAACUCUAAUAACACUGGUUUUAUCAGAAGAAUUGAUGGAACUUCUUUUCUCAAAUUAUAUGCUCUACAUUUCUUUUAACCCUUCAAAAAUUGGCCACAUUCACUUCCAUUGUAAGUGCCUCACUGUAACCUUGUUGUUUGCGUUUUUUUAACAAAAAGGAGGGGAAAGUUAUUUUUGUUGUAAUCAAGAACAUGCUACAACUGCAGUCGAUUGAGCUUAACUUGUAUCGAACCCCGGAAUAUUCCUUUUUAUUUGACACUUUCAGCUUUUGACUAGUUCACGUUCCACAAAAGCAUUUAUUUUAAAACUGUUAUAAAAUAUAUAAAUGUAGUACUCUACUUCCUGCUCAAGAGAAGCGUUGUCAAAAGCAGAACAUUUUAAAAUGUAAAAUAUUUUCUUUCUUUCUAUUGUUACAACUAGCAACUAAAUGUUUUAAGAAUUUAGUAUUGCUUUUUUUGCACAGGGAGUUCUGUUAGGAAUAGAGUUGCAUGUCACUCUGUUGUUUUACUGUAUAUGUACCCUUAUUACAUUUUUUUUCAUAAGCCGUUUGCAUGAGUGCAUGUGUUUUUCACUCUGAAUGUAUCACUUUUAGUGUGUUCCAGUGAUGUGCACCCCACUCUUGACACCUGAGCUACAAAAACUUUUAAUGUCAAAGGAAACCGUUUGCAAAUACUUUAUGAUAAAUGUUAGAUGAGUACAUUGACAUGUCUUUAUAAUUGGCCUUGAAUCCAAAGA